AUGGCGGCUCCUGCUGUUUCUCUGGUCGCCCACUCGUCCACGCAAGCGGCUUUCGUAACCCGCGUCGUCGCGUGCCAAUCGAGAGCCACAAGCAGCCAUCAGCAAUUCCCUUCUCCUCCCCACGUAACUCGCGUCGCCGCUUCUUCGUUCACACGUGCGACGACGUUUCCAUCUCCUACCCAUCGCGACAUUCCGUGUGUCUCUCGCUCUCUGCGAUCGCGACGAAUUACAGGCUCGCCGUACGGACGCCGAGUAGCAGCGGCGAAUGCAGACACGACUAUUGUCGCUUCUGCUUCUGUCGGGGACGUGAACGAGUCGAUUAAAGACGCGGCUAAGGAGGGCGACGUGGCUGCGGUGAAGCAACUAUUGGCAGGCGGAGGUGUCGACAUUAAUUUACCUAGCCCUGAACGAUCUGGCUGGACAGCGUUGCACCUGGCAGCGUUCUACGAGCAUCCAGAGGUGGUCCAGGUGCUUCUCGCUGCCGGAGCUGACACUGACGCUCGGAACAGCACCGGGAAUACUCCGCUGCAGUUCGCGUGCAUAAAGGGCAACUUGGACGUUGCUCGCAUUCUAUUGGACGCCGGUGCUGACCUGUACGCCACCAGCGAUGACAAGGGGAAUGCCCUCGAGUAUGCUCAAGGUGCGCAUGCAAGUUGGGAUGGCGUUUGGUUUGCACUGAGGCCGAUGCCAGUGUUCGAGGUGCAAACCAAUAGCCACCUGUAUGCCACCCGCGAUGACAAGGGGAACGCACUCGAGUAUGCUCAAGGUAACCUGUACGGCACCAGUGGUGACAAGGGGAGUGCCCUCGAGUAUGCUCAAGGUGCGCACACGAGGUGGCUCUGGGGAUGCAUUUGGGGUGGCCUUGACGCUCAUGCCAGUGUUCGAGGUAACCUGUACGGCACCAGUGGUGACAAGGGGAGUGCCCUCGAGUAUGCUCAAGGUGCGCACACGAGGUGGCUCUGGGGUUGCAUUUGGGGUGGCCUUGACGCUGAUGCCAGUGUUCGAGGUAACCUGUACGGCACCAGUGGUGACAAGGGGAGUGCCCUCGAGUAUGCUCAAGGUGCGCACACGAGGUGGCUCUGGGGUUGCGUUUGGGGUGGCCUUGACGCUGAUGCCAGUGUUCGAGGUAACCUGUACGGCACCAGUGGUGACAAGGGGAGUGCCCUCGAUGUUCGAGGUAACCUGUACGGCACCAGUGGUGACAAGGGGAGUGCCCUCGAUGUUCGAGGUAACCUGUACGGCACCAGUGGUGACAAGGGGAGUGCCCUCGAGUAUUCUCAAGGUGCGCACACGAGGUGGCUCUGGGGUUGCAUUUGGGGUGGCCUUGACGCUGAUGCCAGUGUUCGAGGUAACCUGUACGGCACCAGUGGUGACAAGGGGAGUGCCCUCGAGUAUGCUCAAGGUGCGCACACGAGGUGGCUCUGGGGUUGCGUUUGGGGUGGCCUUGACGCUGAUGCCAGUGUUCGAGGUAACCUGUACGGCACCAGUGGUGACAAGGGGAGUGCCCUCGAGUAUGCUCAAGGUGCGCACUCGAGGUGGCACUGGUUUUGA
Molecule: messenger RNA, 1551 nt
Organism: Closterium sp. Naga37s-1
Lineage: Eukaryota; Viridiplantae; Streptophyta; Zygnematophyceae; Desmidiales; Closteriaceae
Source: the annotation of a GenBank genome assembly